Molecule: messenger RNA, 2232 nt
Organism: Geosmithia morbida
Lineage: Eukaryota; Fungi; Ascomycota; Sordariomycetes; Hypocreales; Bionectriaceae
Product: vacuolar protein sorting-associated protein 72
Exons: 4
Coding region: 1-2232 (743 amino acids)
Biological process (GO): regulation of DNA-templated transcription; chromatin remodeling
Cellular component (GO): nucleus
Molecular function (GO): ATP-dependent H2AZ histone chaperone activity
Source: RefSeq, a predicted model, not a curated record
AUGCGCCCCGCCAUGUCGGCUGACGGCACAGACACACCCAAAGACACGGACGAAGGGGUGACGACGCCGGCCAUCAACUCACGACAAUCGAGCCCCAGUCUCAGCGACGCCUCGGACUCAUCCAACAGCGACAGCGAACAGCCCCCAGCCAAGAAGAUAGAAUGGUUGGUCACGGGACGAGGCAAGCGGUCCACGGCGGGCAACCGGAUGAAGUCGAUGCUAGCCAACGAGGAGCCCGACUCAGAUCUAGAGCUGCUCUUCGCCGAGGAAGACGACGACCAGGGGUUCACAGAUGUAGGGGAUGACGCGUCAGAUGUGCACAUGGACUCCUCAUCCGACGACGAGGACGAUGGCGCCGACGUCGGUGGCGACGAGGAUCUCGAGGGAGAAAAGGAGCUGGAGCGCCAGGCCAAGGAGAAGAAGGCUGCCCAGAGGAAACGCAAAGCGCAGGAUGCGAUUCCUGCCAAAUUCCGCAAGAAGAAGGUCCGGAUUGCCCGUCCUGAAUCUUCCGCCGCGACGACACCCACAUCCGCGACGACACCAGUGCCCCCCGCCGGCACAGCAGCGCCAGCGCCACGGCUAAAGAAGAAGUCCGAGAGGGCCUCAUGGCUCCCCACAGCAGCAGACAUGCCCACGCGCGCCUCGUCACGGCAGACCACCCGCCUCUCAAAGGAGCAGCUUCACGCGCAGAUGGAGGAGCGCGAGGCCCGUCGGCUCAAGCAGUUGGAGCACAUGCAGCGCAAGGCGGAACGACGCGAGUCGCUCAAGAAGCCGCCCAUGACGCAGGAAGACCGGCUGCGGGAGGCGCAGAUAGUGGAGCACCGCAACAGCAAGAGCCUCAACCGAUGGGAGGAGGCAGAGAAGCAGCGGGAGGAGGAGAGAAGGGCCAAGCUGGCGGCUCUGCAGGAGCGCACGCUCAAGGGUCCCGUGAUUACGUUUUGGAGCGGCACCCGGGCGUGGAAGGACGGCGGGGUGGCCAAGUAUGUUGUUGUCGAGGAGAAGCCGAAGCGCAAGGAGAAGAAACCGAAAAAGAGCAAGGGGGAGGAUGGCAAGCCCGACGAGGCCAGGACGGAUGAGGAACAGGCUACUGGCGACAGCGCAGGCAAAGAGAAUGCUCCUACUUCUACUACUUCUACUACCACUAUGGAGAAGCCUGCUGCUUCCGCCCCAUCCGACCCAGCGACUGGUCCCCCCGCUCCGUCUGUGCUUGCGAGCCCGGAGGGUGUUGAUACGAAACGGACUGGCUCGUCUGCGGAUCUUCCCACUCCUGGACCCGAUUCUUCUUCAGAAGGAGCUGCUGCAACUACGCUGCCAUCCCAGGACGUUGCGAAAACAGAAACGACGUCUCAGAAGGAGGUCCAGUCAAGGUCGACGGUCGAUGCCGAGGAGAAACCAGCGGACCAGUCGCAAAUGGCGGAGGCUUCCAAGGAGCUGCAGUCAGAGUCAGCAACCCAGAAAGAGCAACCACCGCAGCCAGAAUCCACAGCCGAAGACAAGGACAAGGAGCAAAGGCCACAAGAAGAAUCUCCAGUCGACGAGAAGAGGUCCCAGCCAGAGUCAGCAACCACACAGGACCAGCCACAGCCCGAGACCGUCCAGGCUGACAAGCCCCGGCAAGAGGUCCGAGCCGAACAAGACGCAGCUGCCGAGGAUGCCGAGCCGCGCACGACAGCUACGCGCCGCACAAUCAUUUACCAGAACUUCGAUGAGAAUGCCAUCCGGGACAAGACGGUCCAGACGCAGAUCCUGUUUGGCAGAAAGAUGACGAAGCUAUCCACCCGGUACCGUGACCCAAAGACCGGUCUACCCUUCCACAACGCCCUGGCCUACAAGGAGAUCCGCCGCCUGACGGGCGGUGUCUACCGCUGGAGCCGCACCAUUGGUGCCUGGGGCGGUAGCGCCGACGCAGCGGCCAAGGGCCACCCCCCGCGGUUCUUGGCCCCUGCGGAUCCGGAAGAAGAGGGCAGGAAGAAGGUCAGGCAGCGGCAGGUUCAGCAUGUCAAGGACGUCAAAGACAAUGACAAUCACAAGGACAAGGACCCUGUCGAGCAUGAGGAAAAGGAGGGGCUGGACGGCAAGGACAAGGGUGAAAAGGCGGAGGAAGAAGACAAGGGCAAGUUACACACACAGAUACGAGUACAGGAAGUUCGGAACGUGCCAGAUGCCGACGAGAUGCAAGUCGAUCAACGCAGCAACACCUCGUCGGUAUCGAUGCCCAAAGUCAAGACUUGA